GUUAUUUUAUUCCGCCGUGGUAAACCGCGCCCGUCCUCCCUCCCUCUUGGCAAGUUCAACUCCCACCAUCAACGUUUUUUCUCUCAUUCUCUGUCUCUCUCUGUGUACGAAAAAACGCAUGCCCACCUUGUUUAUCUCUGUAUUUCUGUUGAGAAACGGAUGCCCAACUUGUUUAUCUCUGUCUUUCUGUUCACAAACGGAUGCCCACCCUGUUUAUGUCUGUAUUUAUUUUGAGAAACGCGUGCCUAGCUUUCCGCACACUCCUCCCCUUUCUCUCUCCCCCUCCCUCUCUCCCUCUGGCAAAAGGUGGUCGCUGUUCUGAUCAAUCCUCUGUACGAGAAGGGUGCACCUGAAGUUUUACGGCGGCCCCACGUCACCGGAUAUCGGACACGAGCUGUGAGAGGUAUGACAACAGAGAUCUUGGCCAUGGAGCUGGAGCAACUUGCUGUUGUUGGGAACAACUUGCCUGGCGAAUGGAAGGACCUUCCUCCAGAGCUUAUUUUGCGGAUUUUAUCGCUUGCAGAUGACCGUACUGUUAUUGUGGCAUCUGGUGUGUGUACGUGCUGGAGGGAUGCCAUCAGCUUAGGCCUCUCUAGCCUCUCCUUGUCAUGGUGCAAGGCCAACAUGAAUAACCUAGUGCAAUCUCUUGUUCCCAAAUUCACUAAUCUACAGACGUUAAUAUUGCGCCAGAACAAGCCUCAGCUGAAUGAUGAAGCUGUGGAGGCGGUGGCUAAUCACUGCCUUGAUCUUCAGCACCUUGACCUGAGCAAAAGCCUCAAGCUCACCGACCGUGCAUUGUAUGCUGUGGCAAAUGGUUGCACCCAGCUGGUUAAACUAAAUAUCAGUGGCUGUUCUGACUUCAGUGAUGAUGCCCUUGCAUUUCUGGCUAGCCAGUGCAGAAGCUUGAAGCACCUAAACCUCUGCGGAUGUGCAAAGGCAGCAUCUGACAAGGCCUUACAGGCUCUUGCUUAUAGCUGCAACCAGUUGCAGUUCCUGAACUUAGGUUGGUGUGAAGGAGUUGGUGAUGUUGGAGUAAUGAGCUUGGCUAGAGGAUGUCCAGAUUUGAGGGCUUUGGAUUUGUGUGGAUGCGUGCUAAUAACUGAUGAUAGUGUGGUUUCUCUGGCAAAUGGAUGUCGUCACUUGAGGUCCCUUGGCCUAUAUUACUGCCAGAACAUUACUGACAGGGCCAUGUACUCUCUAGCAAACAGCCGCUAUGGAAGGAAUCAUGAAGUCUGGGAGUCGGUCCUGACCAAGCACGGAGAAGGCCUGAGGAACCUGAACAUCAGCCAGUGCACUGCGCUUACAGCUCCAGCUGUCCAGGCAGUCUGUGAUUCCUUCCCAGCCCUCCAUACAUGCCCAGACAGGCACUCACUCAUCAUCAGUGGCUGCCUUAGCCUUACGUCUGUGCACUGCGCUUGUGCUCUUCAGCCAUGGAGGUCUGCAGGAAAGGCUACCAUUGCUCAGUAGCAGUUUGAGCGAGGUAAACUAUUGCUCUUCAUGAGUGUAUAUAUAAGGGACUGCUUAUGAGGUUUGAAUAAAAGGAAGGGAGGCAUCUCUGUAUAGAAAUAUUACACGUACACGGGCUAGAUGUGAUGAGAUAGCGUCUCUAACCAGCAUUGUUUGGUGUUACUUUUAGUUUAAGAAUACCUUAUAGUGUUGGGUCUGUAUAUAUGCGAAAUGCUGUGCAGCCAAGUACCAGGACCACGAAUCUGUAAGCCAAUUGGAAGUAUUUCGAUCUAUGGACAAAGUUAUUAUGUAGGUUGCUGCUAGAAUUCGGCCUGGUGUAGGGAAUUCAUGCCUGCUAGGGUCUUUGGAAACAA
Messenger RNA from Nymphaea colorata (pocket water lily), 1820 nucleotides. RefSeq names its product F-box protein SKP2A-like. Bases 406 to 1467 code for a protein of 353 amino acids. The transcript has 5 exons. Gene Ontology annotation, biological process: SCF-dependent proteasomal ubiquitin-dependent protein catabolic process. The record is from RefSeq and is a predicted model, not a curated record. Gene Ontology annotation, cellular component: SCF ubiquitin ligase complex. Gene Ontology annotation, molecular function: protein binding. Lineage: Eukaryota; Viridiplantae; Streptophyta; Magnoliopsida; Nymphaeales; Nymphaeaceae.